AUGAGUCAUAAGAUCACUACGACCACGAAAUCAAACAAUCUCCCCUCUUCAGAAGAAAAUUUAAUUCCAAUUGUGCAUAUAGUAGCAGCAGAUUCUUAUAAUAAAAUACACGUGAAAUGGUCGAAUACGACGUCAUAUGGCGAGAAAAAUAACGAACUUACAAGUAAAUUUCAUCCAUUCUGGCUACGUGAUCAUUGUCGGUGCCCGGAAUGCUAUCAUCAAGUAACUAAACAACGUUUAGUAAAUACAUUUACGAUCCCAAAAGAUAUCAAAGCAUCUUCAGUAAAUGCAACUUCGGAUGGGUUAAACAUUGUGUGGUCAAAUGACAAUCAUUCGAGUUUUUUCAAGUGGAAUUGGCUACGAAUACACUCAUAUGAUCCACCGAUAAUCAAUCGAGAGAACCAAUUAACUAGUCAAGUAUUCUGGAAUAGCCAAAUGAUGCGGAAUUUCUUGCCAAUUCUACCAUUUGAGAAUGUUAUGCAUACACGUGAAGGAUUGACGCAAAUGCUUAAAAAUCUUGACCAAUAUGGAAUAACCUUUGUGAGUAAUGUUCCUGUGAACACUAAAGACACUGAAGCGUUAGCCCGAAGGAUCUGUUUUAUUCGCGGAUUCUAUGACUUUACGCCUAGCUUAGAACACGGAGACACAGCCUAUACAACAUUAGCACUAAAAGCACACACAGACACAACAUACUUUACCGAUCCUAUAGGACUCCAAAUGUUUCAUCUACUAGAAUUCAACGGCAAAGGCGGCGAAUCAUUAUUCGUUGAUGGAUUUCACGUGGCAAAUCUGCUAAAAUCACAAAAUCCACGUGCAUACAAAACCCUUUCCACAAUUCGAAUUCCUGCGCAUUGUGCCGGGGAUGAAAAUAUUUGCAUACAACCAACGCCGCAUUCAUUCCCAAUUCUAAAUCAUAAUCCAGUUACCAGAGCAUUAUAUCAAAUACGAUAUAAUAACGACGAUCGAUCGACAAUGUCGCAUCUGAAUCCGGAUCAAGUUGAAGAGUUUUACGACGCGUUGCGAGCGUGGAACAAGUUGUUGCAAGAUUCUGCGAAUGAAUUUUUGGUUCAGUUGGUUCCUGGUAGAGCUGUGAUAUUUGAUAAUUGGCGUGUGUUACAUGGCCGUACAGCAUUCGUUGGGCAUCGACGUUUGGCCGGUGCUUAUUUAAAUCAUGAUGAUUAUCAAAGUCGGUUGAAAGUUAAUUGUUUGUCCCUGAAUGAGAUCAAAGAAAAUCUUUAA
Ambispora gerdemannii is the source of this 1239-nucleotide messenger RNA. The record is from the annotation of a GenBank genome assembly. NCBI's taxonomy places the organism in Eukaryota, Fungi, Glomeromycota, Glomeromycetes, Archaeosporales, Ambisporaceae.